AUGGACGUAUUGACGAAUCCUAGGAGAGGAGGUAAAAUCGAGCAAUCCUGGGCCCGACAACUAUCAGAAUCCGCCAGCAACCGCUACUCCUUCGUAUGCAAUGCAAUUUUGUGCGUCUGCCGAGAAACCGACAACGACAGGCUAAAUGACAUAGCCAUCACCUGCGCCGAAUUGACUGCCUGCUGCAAUACACUUGCUGCAGAAUGGUUGGCCGUGUUAAUGGCCCUGUGCUGCUCCGGAACUCAUAGCCAGAGCUUUUAUAUGGAUGUUCUAGAUCAGGUCGAUGUGCACGAUUUGGGAAUACAUAAUUCGUUGGCUGUUUUCACAUGCAUUUUAAUAGCUCGCCAUUGCUUCUCUCUGGAGGAUCUUGUUCGACAUGUUGCUCUACCUUCGUUUGUUAAGGUAUGCCGUGGCGAUAUACCUCUCGAUGCUGAAGCUGGAGCAAGACUGACUUGUCAUUUACUGUUAAGGCUAUUUAAGACUGUAGAGUGCCCUCAACCAGGAAUGUACUCAGUGAGCACAUCGCCUCACCCAAUUCCUACCCAGGGCCCUCAAUAUUCCAUAAAACUCAGCUGUGAUAGACAUUUGUUGGCUGCCGCUCACAAAAACAUUAGCGUGGAGCCAAUAUUGGCUGUACUGAAAACCAUAUUGGUUGUCGGUGAUACUACAGCACGUGAUGGUGGCAAUUCCAAAAAUAAUGGAAAACGUAGCGGACUGUCGACGCCCGUACACCCAGGUAGCACUCCGAAGGGUCAACUUGGGGCAAGUGAAUUAUCACACAUUUUGGGAACCAGUGAUAUGAGUCUUAUUGGAGCUGCUGAUGACCCUAUGCUGGACUUGACUAGGAUACACCAUUCGAAUAAUUCAGAAAACGUUUCAAGUCUUUCUGAAUUUGCACAGCAUGUGUUGAGGGAAAUUUGCUCACAGGAAUGGGUUCUAGAAAGAUGUCUGCAAAAUCCUGAUGCCCUUUGCGAUCCCGAUCUCCUGUUAGAUAAUAUGCUAACUCCGAAACAAGCACAAAGAUUGCUGCAUAUGAUAUGUUAUCCUGAAAACGCAGCAAAUAUGAAGGAGGAUAUCGAUCAGAAGUCUAUUAUCGUGCGAAUUUUAGAGAAUUUGGAACAAUGGAGUUUACGUAUGUCCUGGUUGGAAUUACAAUUAAUGUUCAAACAAUAUCCUAAUGUGGGCUCGUCUGAAUUGAACCAGUGGCUGGAUAUGGUUGCAAGAGCAGCAAUUGAUGUGUUUCAGAUGCCACUGGAUUCUCAGGAAAAAAUAAACAGUGCUGAUAGAAGUAAAAGCAAAAAAAUAGAAUCGAUUUGGCUGGUUGCUCCUUUGGUCUCCAAAUUACCGAGUGUCCAAGGAAGAGUCCUAAAAGUCGCCGGACAAGUUUUGGAAUCAGGCAAUUGGUGCAGUAACAAGUGCAGAAACGAUUCCAAAAACAACGGAAACAACUCAUCAGAUUCGUCCAGGAAUAAAAGUAAAGGAUCUGGACCGAUGUUAAAUCAUUUACCGUUUCUCGGAUUAAUUCUUACUUGUCUCAAGGGACAGGAUGAGCAGAAGGAAGGAUUGUUGACGUCUUUGCAUUCGCAAUUGUCGCAGUUUUUGCAACUUUCGAAAGAUGAGCGCAUGGGAAAUUUAGAUGAUACAGCAUCCAGAGAAAUGAUGUUGGAUGCUUUGAUUUUACGAUUCAGUCUUGUCGGAGGAUUGUUCGACACCAUACAAAAGAAUUCGACAUCGACAACCGAUUGGGCACUACUACUUGUCCAACUAAUCUGCUCGUCUGUGAUCGAUUUGAAUAACAACUCAGAGUUAUUUACUACAGUUAUUGACAUGCUGGCGACACUCAUACAUUCUACAUUGGUCUCUGACAAUUAUUCAGAUAGGGACGAAAAGAAGUUUUACCAAAACUUGAUGAAAAAAUUGAAGAAAGAAGUCGGUGAUCGAAAUAAUCCAUCGAUUCAGCACGUCAGACAGUUGUUGCAAUUACCUAAAUUAACCUGCGAGGUGAUUGCUUGUGAGCCUGUCGGAGUGCUGUUGGACACCAAGGGAAACAAAAUUAGUUUUGAUAAAAAACAGGGUCUGAGGUUAUCUGAUAAACAGCGAAUAAGUGCCUGGGACUUGCUCGAAGGGCACAAAAAUCCUGCACCCUUAUCAUGGGCCUGGUUUGGGGCUGUGAAAAUGGAAAGAAAACCAUUGAGGUACGAAGAAGCUCAUAGGUUAUUGAAAUAUCAUACUCAUGGUCUGCAGAAGCCUCCUUCACAUUAUUUGGAUCCUUUGCCAUUGCCUCCGGAGGAUCUGGAACCUGUACCUGAGAAAACUUCUCGGCCUGCCGACUGCUGCGGAGACAUGAAAUCAGAUACGCCUUCGUCCUCAUCGAUCGACCAAUCGCCUCAUCCUGCACACAUGAUGAUGCCUGGAGGACAUAUGCCUGUAGGAGCGAUGCCUGGUGGACCUAUUAAUGCUGGGCCUAUGCCUGGGAUGAUGAUGCCAGGGAAUCCUAUGAUGGGUAACCCUAACAUGAUGAUGAUGGGCGUCGGAGGCGGCGUCGGCGUCGGCGGCAUGGUUGGAGGAGUCGUCGGAGGCGUAGGGCCAGGAAUCGUCCCCGGCCCUGUGGCGCCGGCCGUGGGCAGGGGCCGAGGCAAAGGCACCCGAAGGCCCCGAAAAAACAAGGCCAAUCAGCAGAAUCAGCAGCAACAGGUCGGUGUGCAGGGCGGCCAGGCUGUCGGAGGACAUAUGGCUGGCGGCGGAGUUGGACAGCCGCAGCCUAAUGCUAACAUGAUGCAGAUGCAGAAUGCCCAAUUGCAACAAAUGCAGUACGCACAAGCCCAGCAAGGAAUGGCUGGGCAACAGCAGUCCCAUCAAGGAUUUGGCCAGCAGGGACAAACCGGCCAGCAGCAAUGGAGUUAUCCCCAAACACCCAUGGGCCAACAGUAUGGCUAUGGACCAACACCUCAAGUUAACCGAUUUGAAAGACCCCAAGCCAGCAACUCAAAACAAGCCAUAAGCAAUAUGUUAAGACAAAGGCAUCCUAUGAACCAGUUUAUGCCGAGUGGUGCAGGUGCUGGCAGUCCUGCUGUUGGUGCUGGAGGUCCUGGUGGUCAAUAUCCAGCAGCUAUGGGGCCAAGACAGCAUAUGAUCCGACAGCAAUUACGAGCAGGUAUGACACCAAACACGAUGGGUAUGAAUGCAAGUCAAGGCAUGAUGGCAGGAAACCAGGCCAUAAACUCGGGUAUGAGUGCGAAUCAAAUGCCUGGACAAAACAUGGGCCAGAUGGGUGUGCAAGGAAUGGGAAAUGCUGGUAUGCAGGGCCAAAUGAUGGGCCAAAACGCAAAUAUAGGCCAAGGGCUCAAUCCUGGCAUGUCUAAUCAAAAUAUAAAUAAUCAAGGUAUGGGCAGUCAGGCCAGCAACCAGGUGAUGGCCGGGCAAAAUAUUAGUGGGGCACAACAAGCAAUGUUCCAGAAUCAGCAAUAUGGAAAUAUGCCUCAAGGUAUGAACCAAAAUUAUCCUGGUUACACUGGACAACCUACUAACCAGCAGGCUAUGAUGGGCGGAUUCCAAGGCCAGCAGCAGUUUACUAAUCAACAGAAUACUGCUAUGAUGAAUCAGCAGCAACGCAAUGCACAUGCAGAAUACAUGGCGCAGAGGGUGAAUAGGGGAUCUUAUAUGCAGCAGCAGCAAGCACCAAAUGUGACAAUGAACACGAUGGGUGGACCUGCACCUCCGUAUCCUAGAGGCGGUCAACCUGGAUCUCAAAAUCAAGUACCACAAUUUCCUCAGCAAAUGAAUCCCCAGCAGAGCCAAAGGAUGCGCCAGCAGAUGUUAGCCCUGCAGCAGCAACAGCAGCAGCAGGCCCAGCAGCAAGUCCAGCAGCAGGCGAUGACCAACACUCAGCAGCAGGGAAGUCCUGCACUUGUUGCACAGCUGCAAAGACAGCUGAAUCAGCCGCAGCAGGCGAUGAUGAAUCAGUAUUCGCAUCAGCCGCCUCCGUAUUAAAGAAACCG
Ctenocephalides felis (cat flea) is the source of this 3998-nucleotide messenger RNA. RefSeq names its product mediator of RNA polymerase II transcription subunit 12-like. Bases 1 to 3990 code for a protein of 1329 amino acids. The transcript is spliced from 26 exons. Gene Ontology annotation, cellular component: mediator complex. Gene Ontology annotation, biological process: regulation of transcription by RNA polymerase II. Lineage: Eukaryota; Metazoa; Arthropoda; Insecta; Siphonaptera; Pulicidae. Gene Ontology annotation, molecular function: transcription coactivator activity. The record is from RefSeq and is a predicted model, not a curated record.